Molecule: messenger RNA, 2483 nt
Organism: Macrobrachium nipponense
Lineage: Eukaryota; Metazoa; Arthropoda; Malacostraca; Decapoda; Palaemonidae
Product: toll-interacting protein-like
Exons: 8
Coding region: 162-1016 (284 amino acids)
Biological process (GO): ubiquitin-dependent protein catabolic process
Cellular component (GO): cytoplasm
Molecular function (GO): ubiquitin binding; ubiquitin conjugating enzyme binding
Source: RefSeq, a predicted model, not a curated record
CGCAAAAAAGUGAACGGAUUCCUGUCACUCUGGCGAAGAAGAAGCAGUCAAUGAAACGCACCCAGUCCAGGGGCAGCAGCCAGUGUUUACAUUCAGGCCGAAAAUGGCAGCAUCUGCGGUGACAGAUAAGAAUGAAGAGCGACGCAAACAGCAAGCACUAGAUGUUUUUCCCACUUUUCAUUCCUAUUCCUUUCCCAUGUAACAUGUUUGGGUAUCGAAGACACCGCAUAUAUCGGGAGUCAUCGCCAGACCAGUCUAUUGUUAUGUUGGGGACCCUUCCCAAUGAUUUCCUUCGAAUCACCCCAACCCAAGCUCAGUCGCAGGAAGAAGCUGACCGAGCAACAGCUAUUCAUCUGCAACAUCAGAUGAUGACUCGUGUUGGUCGUAUUCAGGUCUCUGUUGUGUCUGCAGUUCUGAACAAAAAUUAUGGAAUGACACGAAUGGACCCUUAUGUUCGCAUGAGAAUAGGACAUAAUGUCUAUGAAACUCAGACUGAUGUUAAUGGAGCAAAAAAUCCACGCUGGAAUAAAACUUUUCAAGUGUAUCAGAUGCCAAAAGGGGUAAAUAAUAUGAGAAUUGAAAUAUAUGAUGAAAGGACACUUACUGAUGAUGAAUUGAUUGCAUGGACUUCAAUUCAGAUUCCUGAAGCUAUAUAUCAGGGCGAAGUUGUUGAUGAAUGGUACAGUCUUACUGGCAAGCUUGGUGAUGGACUAGAGGGGACAAUUAAUGUCGUAUUAUCCUACUCUACUGCUCCAGCUCCUGUGGCUCCUGUUGUUAUGAUGCAUAACAUGUAUCCCUGUUCAGGGUUUGCUUCAGUGCCUGUUUAUACCAUGCCACCACCUCAGCAACCACAAAGCACCUCACCUCAGCCUCGACCCAUAUCAGAAGAAGAUCUGAAGCAGCUUGGUGAAAUGUUCCCAGCAGUGGAGUCAGAUGUAGUAAAAUCUGUUUUGGAAGCUUCGUAUGGAAACAAAGAGGUUGCCAUUAAUAAUCUCCUUCAGAUGCAGGACACUUGAACUUGACUGACUAAAUGGUUAUUUGAUGACAUAAUAAAUGAUACAUUGCAUUGUGUUUAAGUUAAUAUUCAAGGUUUAAUUUAUUACUGUACAGGGUAUAUAAUUUAGUCAUGACAUUUGUUGCCCCCUUAUAUAGUUGUUUACAGCUGAAAGUGGUAUAAAAAUUUAUGUACAUACACACACCUAAACCACUUGUGUAGUUUUCCAGUUUGGUAUGUGAGGUGUAUUUAAUUGCCAUCUUUGUUAUUUUAAUUUUAUACCAAGUAGAAAAUUUGGUGACGUGUAGCCCCAAAUAAUUAGAAGCCAUCUUUAGUUUUUGAGUUCAUAGGUUGUGAAAAUCUGUAUUUUGCAUUGAAGGUUUUUGGCUCGGUGGAUAUAUAUUUGUUAAGACUUAUUCUGAGGUAUUGUCAGUUUCACUGUAUUCACAGAAUAACACACUUAUGUUUUAAUAUUGUCAAUUGUUUGUUAUUUUUUAAAGCCAUGAGGUAAAAGCUUCCUCAUUCAUUCUAAAAAAAUAGUAAAAUCUGGAAAUUUACUUUGAAACCACCACAGAUUAAUUACAGAUACUACAAGCUGUUGCAUCACAAUUGAAAUUUUGAAACCUAACUCUGGCAUCAAGUGGUAUUCUCAUUGCAUUCAUCAGAAAAGUAAUUUGGUUCCUUGAAAACUGAAACUGAUCUGGCAAAUAAGACACUAACAGGGGUAUCUUGGAGGGAACUCAAACAGUUUCAACCGUAAGAUUCUUUUUGUGUGGAUCUAUUCCAAGAAGCAAACUGUCUAUUAAACUAUUUACACUUACCACCGACAUGGUACUGGCUGUGACAGUUGCUGUAGGUCUGCUCUGUGUAAUUUUAAAAUUUCUUUGUGAUAUUCUAAUUUUCUUUCUUUUUGCUGUCAUGCACACAGCAUUAAUUACUUUCUUUUUUUACUGUCAUGCACACACAGCAUUAAAUCACUAUUCUCCAUAUUUUCCAUUUAUAAGUCUUGACUGUUUUGAACUGAACACUGUUUGUACUCAUCAUUUUGUAUCACCCUUCAUGUUCAUCAGAUUUGCUCUGUUCAUGAAGCUAACAUUAAGUGAUUUGGGUAUUUCUAGGAGAUAUGAAAAGGUUAACUCCCCUUUAUACAUGCUGAAAAAGUUUAAUAAGAGAGAUUUAUAGAUUUACUGAAUUAGUUAUAUGAAGUUGUCACCACAGUAGCUUUGAAUUUUAGUUUAUUCUUCAUAUAUCUAACCCCGAGUUUUAUUUUUCAUGUUAUCCAUUUGUGAUUUCUGUUGAUUUUGAUGUUUAUGAACAAGUCUCCACGGCUGGGAUCUGUUUUUAGAAGUAAACUAUUUUGUCUAAGUGGUGCCUGUGCUUUUAUUGCUUUAGUAUAUAUAUGUAAUAUUACAGUGGUUGCACCUAAAUGGCAUAGCUGGAAAUGGUAAAAUUUAUCAAAUUUUAUCUAAAUACAAUGCAUAUUAAGCUG